CUAUAUACAGUUGUAAAAUUAAAAAUAUUUUUUGUAUUGAAAAGUCCAGUCAUAGUCAAAACUGUAGUCACUCUUUUUAGUUAAUAAAUUUAAUUUUAUUUGAAUACACAUCUACUUUUUGCUUAUUUUGUUGUAAAGAGACGUAUUAUAUUUACAUUUAUUACUAUCAAGGUAUGGAACAGAUCUAAAGAUGAGCAACGAUGAUAAUCACGGAUCGUCUUCUUGUCCAAGCAAAUUUACGAGUUUGUAUAUAGCAAAUCUUGAUGCCCAGGUCUCUGAAGAAAUGUUGAUUCUGAUGUUUUCGGAUUUCGGAAAGAUUAGAAGAUCGGUUCUAGCAAAGGAUUUUAGAGGAGAGUCACGAGGAUUUGCUUUCAUUGUGUUUGAAAACGCGGAUAGUGCUGGACGAGCCAUGCUUCAUAUGAACGGAAGGUUAAUAGGUCAGAAGAUUCUAUACGUUGAGAGGACACCCAAGGUCGAAGAAGGUCGAGACAUAUGGUAGUCUCACUCACGUUGGGUUACUGCUCUUGGUCGAGAUAUAUGGUAGUCUCACUCACUUUUUUCGCUAAACGCCUAUGGUAACAUUUAUAACGUCGGUUGGCUAAGACAUAUCUCGUCUGAUUACUAAACUUUAACGACAAAAUUAAUUAAGCAAAUUAUAUGCCGUUGCUAAACAAGCGUAAAUGUUUAUUUUUCUUUGGUUUUCUGAUAAAUAUCUUAACUUCCAAAAAAAAUCUCAUUUAUAAAUCGUAA
Molecule: messenger RNA, 750 nt
Organism: Arabidopsis lyrata subsp. lyrata
Lineage: Eukaryota; Viridiplantae; Streptophyta; Magnoliopsida; Brassicales; Brassicaceae
Product: polyadenylate-binding protein 7
Exons: 2
Coding region: 191-499 (102 amino acids)
Biological process (GO): positive regulation of mRNA splicing, via spliceosome
Cellular component (GO): spliceosomal complex
Molecular function (GO): RNA binding
Source: RefSeq, a predicted model, not a curated record